AUGUCUUCGUCUCUAGCGGAUGUCUUUGGCUAUUCCGAAGACAGCCAAAGCAACACGGUAGCCCUUGUGCGGAGAGUAGAGCAACGCGAUGAAGACGACCCAACUCGCAGUCGGGAUUUGGCGUUUCCAAAUGAUCUGGAAAUCCAGCAAUGCCUCGAUAAGAUCCCCGACGGCCCCAUCUUAGACUUCUUGAUCAAAUAUUUUGCGCGCGAGGUGAAUUGGAUGGACCAGCUUGUUCAUCUUCCGUGGAUUCUAGCCCAAUACCAACAUUGGCGGACCAUCAAGGUACCAUCAUCUAUCUUCGAGAUCGAAUUCACCGUUCUCACCCUGCGAAUCUGCUCCUAUACAUCUGAAUUCCUCCCUUCUCCGUCCUGCACCGUUGAACAGAUCCAGGGCAUCUCGUUGGCAGACAUUCGCCCCGCCUGCGACGAAGCGGCGGACCGUCUUGCGGAACUCUGUCUUCGUCUCGAUUCGAAGGGGAGUCUUCUCCGCGUCCAGCACCUAGCAUUUGCUGGAUUAAAGGCCAAGUGCGAAGGACGGAUGAGCGACUUCCGAAAUGCCCUGAGGUCUGCGAUUCAGGAGAUGGGCGAGUUGGAGAAAGAAACGCGGCGCAGAGUAUUCUGCAACCUGUACACAUGGGAUAGUCAUCUAUCCCGACAACUAGACCGGAUUCCUAUUCUCCCGGGUGUACUAGAGCCAGAGAACAUGCCGCGUACGCACCUUGGUCCCGAUACAAAUGACAGCGACGCGCAUGGUCUCGACGGAUUCACCUCGCGCAUGCUACAAGCCCGACUGGCUAAUUUCUGGAAACGCACGGGUCCAGCAUUGGGGUCUACAUACGACAUGCCCGCCGCCGAAGAGCGAUACGAAAAACUAUGCGCCGAGUUCCUACCCACGCUACCAUCCGCGUUCGCCCUCCAGGAACCAAACAAGCAGUGGGACCAGCGCCUGCCCAGACUUCCGCAACAACGAGAGAUGCUGUUUAUCUCUAUAUUCGAGUCUAUUUGCUAUAACUUCCAACCGGUCCUUCUGCUCGAGAUAGCCCAGCAGGACCUUCCUAGGUACAAGCAGGUCUUGGUAUCAUCGCAACGAAAAGCGUUGGCUGUUUCUGCGCUCUAUGUUCUGCAGGGGGUCUCUCGUCUACAUUCGCUGAUUGGGAGCGCUCAAACGCGGUAUACCGGAAUCAUUCAGCCGACGUUUGAAGCCGCGGUGCUGUUGGUCUCGCUGUGUAUAGAUCAAAGCUUCCCAGGAGCUGAGGGUUUCGAAAACCAAGACCUUGAUCCUAGGAUUAGCACCAGGGUUGAUCCUCUACGAGCCGGCAUUGUGAAUCUGAGACGAGACGAGUGCAUCCACGCUAUCCGGAACGCACUCAGUCGCCUGCUGAUGCUAGGGGAAGCCAGUAUGAUGGCAGCCGUCGGAGCGCAAACCCUUGCCAGACUGCUGCGCAAAGUGGCCACGCAGCCCGCAGCACAGGAAGGAAAAGCAGGCGGAGGAAGGUCAGCGCGGAUUCCUUUGCCGGGAUCCAAGGAUUCGCAUCCCCCUGUGUCUUUGGCGGCUUUUGAUGUAGACAUGAAUCUGAGCAUGAACUGGGAUGUCUUGGCUUCUGAUCUUUGA
Molecule: messenger RNA, 1614 nt
Organism: Aspergillus steynii IBT 23096
Lineage: Eukaryota; Fungi; Ascomycota; Eurotiomycetes; Eurotiales; Aspergillaceae
Product: fungal specific transcription factor domain-containing protein
Exons: 5
Coding region: 1-1614 (537 amino acids)
Cellular component (GO): nucleus
Source: RefSeq, a predicted model, not a curated record